GUCGCCUCCAUACGUAGCCGUUCUCCCUUGCUCGUCCUCCUCCCCCUCCCUCCUCCCUACCUCUCCGUCUCGAAGCCACCACCGCGUCGGCGCCAUUGUCGUCUCAACCUCCUUCCCACCGCCAUCCGCUCUUCUCCCCCACCUCGUUCUUCUGAUAUGGAUACUGCAGGGACAGGGCUAUAUCCAUUACACCGUUGCAAGACACUCCACCUGGUUCGGCAUGCACAGGGAAUUCAUAACGUGGCAAGAGAAAAGAACAACGACCCCCUUAAGUCAUAUGAUUUCUUUGAUGCUCAACUCACCCCUCUUGGCUGGCAGCAGGUGAGUAACUUGCGCAGGCAUGUCCAAGCAAGCGGACUUUCCAAGAAGAUUGAUCUUGUAAUUACGUCCCCUCUGUUGAGAGCUAUGCAAACAGCUGUUGGAGUUUUCGGUGGGGAAGGCCAUACAGAUGGAAUAGGUGCACCUCCUUUGAUGGUUGCAAAUGCAGGGAAUAGCGAUCAUCCUGCCAUUUCAAGUCUCAAUUGCCCACCAUUCAUUGCCGCGGAACGUUGUCGAGAACGUUUAGGAGUUAAUCCUUGUGACAAAAGACGAAGCAUUAGCGAGUAUCAGCCGCUCUUUCCUGCAAUUGACUUUUCAUUGAUUGAGAAUGAAGAUGACGUCUUGUGGAAGCCUGAUGUUAGAGAAAAGAAUGCGGAAAUUACUGAUCGAGGAAGGAAGUUCUUGAGCUGGUUGUGGACACGGGAAGAGAAGAAGAUUGCAAUCGUUACCCACAGUGCAUUCUUGUUGCACACCCUCAGCGACUUUGGAAAUGAUUGUAAUUUAUUGAUCAAGAACGAAAUACGCAAGGAAUUUGCAAACUGUGAACUCCGUUCAGUUGUCAUCGUGGACAGAGGGAUGACCGGAUCAGAUGCCUCAAAGACUGACUAUCCAGGGAAAAUUCCUGAUGGACUUGAUCUUCCAAGUGACGUUGCCAAGGACAAGCACUAAAGGAAGGUCUAUGGAGGAUGCCAACCAUUCAAGGCACCGAAUGGUCUAAUUAGUCUCCCAUACUCUUGUUUCAAUUAAUAAUUGAGGUGUACUAUUUUGGAUGGGGAAGCCGUUGCAGCACCACGCCAUUGACUCUGAACUUGUAAGCUUUGCUAGGCAGCUUCAAAGUCCAUCCUUUUGAAAAUCAGGGAAUAUGAAGCCAGUGAAAUUAGGUGCCAAUUCAUUAUAACUAUUAAAGGACGCCGUAUCGUGUAUCUUAGCGCAACUGAGGUUGAACUUCGCUUCA
Messenger RNA from Eucalyptus grandis, 1273 nucleotides. Its product is annotated as phosphoglycerate mutase-like protein 1. Lineage: Eukaryota; Viridiplantae; Streptophyta; Magnoliopsida; Myrtales; Myrtaceae. The transcript is spliced from 10 exons. Gene Ontology annotation, cellular component: cytoplasm. The coding region runs from base 157 to 987 and encodes 276 amino acids. The record is from RefSeq and is a predicted model, not a curated record. Gene Ontology annotation, molecular function: phosphatase activity.